CUGAAUGCAGCGUAUUAUAGAAGGUAGUGGGUCGUCAGAGAAAAAUAAGUUGCCCCUUUAAAGGGAGAGUUGUAGGCUAGUUUCUCAUUUAGGCUGUUUUGGAAUUUGUUCAGAUUUCAGAUCAGGGAGCUGCUGGAAAGCUGAAAGAAAGAGGAGUUUGUUACAUUAAUGCCUGGGAAAAUGUCUGAAUCUGCAGUCAAUCCACACUUGGAGGGAAUUAUUUCAGAUUUUGAAGCUCUGAAGAGGUCCUUCGAGGUAGAGGAUGUGGACACUUCCUCUCACCUCUCCCCUGGCUCCCGCCGGACAACCAGCUCCCCUCACCGCAACGCCAUGUCUCCCACCAGUAUCUACUACCGGGAUCUGGGCUCUGCCACCACGGCAACCAACAACAACAACCUCAACUACACCCAACCUCGCUCAAUCAUGGGCGGAGGAGGCUCCAAGACUCCGGAGCCUGUGUCACGCCGAUCUGAACUCUCCAUCGAUAUCUCAUCUUCUUCUAACAAGCAGGUGGAUAACGCCACCAGCCCUUCCUCCACGCGCUUCGCCACUGGCAGUGCCCUGAAACGCCCUGAAGUCCUGGGUCACUCCAAGACCCCUGAGAUGAGCCACAAGAGGGAGGUGACUUUCGCCAAAACUCCCAAUGACUCCCCGGUGAUACGUCGUAACGAGGGCAACAACAACAACAACGGCACCAGCAAGACCCCCGAGCAGAAUCACACUCGCAAGUUUGAGCCUCCAAGUCCUGGCGACAUUCGUAAACCUGACAUCAGCAUCACCAGAGCUCCGCCGGAAAACAACGGACACCACCCAGCAGUGCACCACCCUCAUCAUCCCAACCCUCACCACAACACCAUUGUUACCACCUUCCGCUGCUCCUCGCCCAAUCACGCCGGACGGAAAUCACCCAACUAUGGUUCAGAGGUCAAUCUGAGCCACAGCAACAUGUCUGAGACUGCAAAGCCCCACCACCCAGCCCCACAGGGUAAAGGGGAGAAGAGCCAUGGCAACGACUUCAGCUACGUGGGAAUAGACGCCAUCCUGGAGCAGAUGAGGAGGAAGGCCAUGAAGCAGGGCUUUGAGCUCAACAUCAUGGUUGUGGGGCAAAGUGGCCUGGGAAAGUCCACUCUCGUGAACACCUUGUUCAAAUCCAAAGUGAGCCGGAAGUCAGUGCAGCCUGAUCCAGAGGAGAGGAUCCCCAAGACCAUCGAGAUCAAGUCCAUCAGUCAUGAUAUUGAGGAGAAAGGGGUGAGGAUGAAGCUGACAGUCAUCGACACUCCUGGCUUUGGGGAUCAGAUCAACAAUGAAAACUGCUGGCAGCCCAUCAUGAAGUUUAUCAAUGACCAGUAUGAAGUGUACCUGCAGGAGGAAAUCAACAUUGACAGGAAGAAGAGAAUUCCAGACUCGCGGGUACACUGCUGCAUAUACUUCAUCCCCCCCACAGGACACUGUCUGAGGCCUCUGGAUGUGGAGUUCAUGAGGCGUCUCAGUAAGGUGGUCAACAUCGUCCCCGUCAUCGCCAAGGCUGACACACUCACCCUGGAGGAGAGGGACUUCUUUAAAGAGACGAUAAGGGAAGAGCUGCGAGCCAAUGGGAUCGACGUUUACCCUCAGAAAGAGUUUGACGAGGAUGCAGAGGACAGGAUGAUCAAUGACAAAAUCAGGGAGAUGAUCCCUUUUGCUGUUGUGGGCAGUGACCAGGAGUACCAGGUGAAUGGCAAGAGGAUUCUGGGGAGGAAAACAAAAUGGGGCACCAUCGAAGUCGAGAACAUUGCACACUGUGAGUUUGCUUACCUACGAGACCUUCUCAUCAGGACACACAUGCAGAACAUCAAAGACAUCACAGGCAGCAUCCACUAUGAGACAUAUCGUGUCCGCCGCUUAAAUGAAUCCAACGCCCACUUCAACUCACACCCAUCUGAGCGUCCUGCUGUUCAGCCACAGGCCAACGGUCAGCCUGAGGAGCAGCCCCGCGUCCUGCAGGCCAAUGGGGUGGCUGCACAGCAUGAAGCCCUGUCUCAUGAGAUGUAGAAAGCCAAAUGGUCAAAUCAGGACACAGCCAGGCACAAAACAUGCACUCACACUCACACAUGCAUUCUGUUUACAUGAACAAAAUCACAUUCAUACAGUGCAAACACAUACUCAGGCUGUGAAGCCCUUUUUAUGUUGCCAGGAAAUAUCCUUUUUUUUUAGUGCCAAAAAACAGACUAAAUACAGCUUUUAUUAAAUCAUCAAGAAAUUAUUAAAUGGUCUAAUAUCGUUUUGGGUUGCUUUUUGACUGAGUGAGAUGUGAGGAAAAAAAUCGGUGAAGAAAUGUGCAUUGUUUUGUUUUUUAGAAUCACUGUGUAUAAUGCAAAAAGGAAAAAAUGUGUACAUGAUACUUUUGAGAAAUGGCGUCAUUCAAAAUGAUGUGAAGCAUAUCAGAUGAUACUAGAUUAGCUCAAACUAUGACUAACUGUUAGUGCCACUGGCCUGGUCUGCUUUGUGAUGUGGUGUAUAGUUUUGUAUAGAUACUAGGGUAAAGUAGGGAUAAUUAGUUUAAGUAUUAUGGAGGGAGUCGAGGUAUUGUCGACACCUCCACACUGCAAAGUAAUACAAGAGAAAGCAGGUGUGGUGUGGAGCAGUUUUUUUGGGAGAAUGAGUCGUCUUGUCAUCUUUCCAUCGUGUUACAAUGUUUAAACCCCUUUUUGCCAAACCAUCCUGUCUCUUUCUAUAUAAUGCCAAUGUUGUGUAACACAGUCAUACCUUAAAUUUUACAUUGCUCAUUUAUUAUUGUAUUUUAAGUGCUGUUGUUCAUGUUUUAAUAUUAUUGUAUAAGAUGAGGGUUGUGGAGGAAUCUGUGCAACUGUUGCAGCCGUAUUGUCCAUUUUUUUCUGACUGUAAACCAAAUAAAAGUCUUUUUUUUCUGUUUUAAAGAGAAGCACA
Notolabrus celidotus (New Zealand spotty) is the source of this 2925-nucleotide messenger RNA. RefSeq names its product septin 9b (gene septin9b). Gene Ontology annotation, biological process: cytoskeleton-dependent cytokinesis. Lineage: Eukaryota; Metazoa; Chordata; Actinopteri; Labriformes; Labridae. The record is from RefSeq and is a predicted model, not a curated record. The transcript has 11 exons. Gene Ontology annotation, cellular component: cell division site; septin complex; septin ring. Gene Ontology annotation, molecular function: molecular adaptor activity; GTPase activity; GTP binding. The coding region runs from base 169 to 2031 and encodes 620 amino acids.